This is a messenger RNA of Chaetomium fimeti, 2674 nucleotides long. RefSeq names its product Endonuclease/exonuclease/phosphatase. Gene Ontology annotation, molecular function: protein binding; poly(A)-specific ribonuclease activity. Gene Ontology annotation, cellular component: nucleus; cytoplasm; CCR4-NOT complex. Gene Ontology annotation, biological process: nuclear-transcribed mRNA poly(A) tail shortening. The coding region runs from base 262 to 2550 and encodes 762 amino acids. Lineage: Eukaryota; Fungi; Ascomycota; Sordariomycetes; Sordariales; Chaetomiaceae. The transcript is spliced from 2 exons. The record is from RefSeq and is a predicted model, not a curated record.
GCUAUUGGCAUCUGUCGCAUGCUGAUGAAUGGCCCUCUGAGCCAUCUGCAACCAUCACGACACCGGGUGCAACAGCAGAGCGACUAGCACAUGCAUCUAUGCACGACAUACAUUUUGCUCUGCCCCAUGCGAACCCUGUUGCUUCGAACUCUAAACCCACCGCGUCCCCCAUACCCUCGACCUUCGAGGAGCCCAUAUCCCCGCCUUCCUACCUCCCCGCCUCCCGACCCGCCUUCAGAACCGGUACGCCCCGAGUUGUAGAUGGCAGAUGGUCACCGCCCUCUGUCACACGCCUUCCCGAACCCGCUUUCUUCCAACGGCGCCUCUAGCGACCGAGUCGCCAACGAGCUCUUUCUGAACUCCCUCCUCACCCAUCUCGCCACCGCCCAGCCACCCUCACACUCCAAAACACCCCCCCACGGCUCCGCGAGCCAGAAUCCGCGCGGCAUGUACGGCCAGAACCACCAGCAAGGGCACAACUCCCGCAUCAAUGGGGCGCCGGGCCGGCAGCAGGCCAUGCCCAUGCUGUACAACUUCCAGCAGCAGUCGGCCCACCCCCACCAGGCUCAUGCGCAGCACCACCAGGGUAUCCAGCAAGACCAUGGCGGCGCCUCCAUCAUGGGCCAUUCGGCCUUCUCGAGCGGUGUCUUGCCGAACGCGAGCCCCUUCUCUUCCAACAACCUGCAGAACGGCCACACGUCGUCUUCCCGGGGAGGCCAGACGCAGCAACUUACCGAACAUUGGGCGGAGCAGCUGCGGUUGCACAAGGAGGCGGAACGGGCGCAUGCCACUAUGACUGAGCAACACCAACCCCACUUCUACGCCCGGCUCAAGGCGGCCGAGAAUCGCGGCAUUGGUGGCGCCGCGCUGACCGGCGGCGAUUCCGGACCUUCUGUCGACGGGGAGGACGACAGGAGACGGCCGUGGAGCCUCGAAAAGACCAACAAGAGGCAGGACUGGUACAACCUCGAUAUGAGCGGUCAGGGGCUGCGCGUCCUCGCCCCGCCCCUGUUCGCCUACGAAUUCUUGCAAGAACUCUACAUCGCGUCCAACCGACUCACCUAUCUCCCCGCCGAGAUUGGCCGGUUGCGCCAUCUACGCCACCUCGACGCGUCGAACAAUGUCAUCUCGGAGCUGCCUCCUGAGAUCGGCAUGUGCACCAACCUCAAGUCGCUCUACCUGUUCAACAACCAAAUCCGCAGUCUGCCCUUCGAGUUCGGGUCCCUGUACCUCUUGGAUAUGCUCGGCAUCGAGGGGAAUCCCCUCGACCCGUCCCUUAAGCAGGAGAUAAUGGGGGGCGACACGAAGAAACUGGUCCAUAAGCUCCUAACGGACGCCCCAGUUCCUAUCCCUCCCAUUGACAGAAAGCCGAUUGUUGUCCAAGAGGACGUGUCAUCGACCCUCGAGCGGGUCAAGGUCCUCUCCUGGAACAUACUCUGCGACAAAUUCGCCACCUCGACUCUCUACGGCUACACGCCACCCCCCGCGCUCCAUUGGGUCUACCGGAGCGAGAGGAUCCUACAGGAACUCCACGAGAGGGAUGCGGACAUUCUGUGCCUGCAGGAAAUCGCGACCGACGUCUUCCGCGACUUCUUCAGCCCGGAAUUAGCCCAGGACGGCUACAAGGGGGUGCACUGGCCGAGACCCAAGGCCAAGACCAUGGCAGAGAAGGACGCCCAGGCGGUCGACGGUUGUGCCGUCUUCUACAAGGCCAGCAAGUGGAUCCUGCUCGACAAGCAGCUCCUUGACUACGCAAACAUCGCCAUCAACCGUCCGGACAUGAAGAACCAACACGACAUUUUCAACCGAGUGAUGCCCAAGGACAAUAUUGGCCUGAUCUGCCUGUUUGAGAGCAGACAGACCGGCGCGCGGAUGAUCGUCGCCAACACUCACUUGGCCUGGGAACCAACGCUUCCCGAUGUCAAGCUCGUGCAGACGGCCAUCAUGAUGGAGAACAUCACGAGGCUCGCCGAAAAAUAUGCCCGGUGGCCCGCCCUCAAGGACAAGAAAAUGAUCCAGCUGCCGCUCGAAGAAGGGGAACAGCGCGCCGACGUGCCCGAACCUGGGCCGUCACAGGAGUACCGUAACAACACGGACAUCCCGCUGGUCGUCUGCGGCGAUUAUAACUCGACGUAUGACAGCAGCGUAUACGAGCUGCUCUCCAUGGGCCGCGUCGCGCCUAACCACAGCGACUUCGGCGAUCACCAGUACGGCAGUUUCACGCGCGACGGCAUCGAGCACCCCUUCAGCAUGCGUUCCGCAUACGUCCACCUGAAGGGCACCCCUGACGAUCUGCCCUUCACCAACUACGUCCCCGGCUUUGCCGAGGUGAUUGACUACAUCUGGUACUCUACUAACACGCUCGAGGUGGUCAGUCUGCUCGGCCCGCCCGACCGCGACCAUCUCAAGCGCGUCCCCGGAUUCCCGAACUAUCACUUUCCCGCGGACCACAUCCAGAUCAUGGCCGAGCUAGUCAUCAAGGCGAGGAAGGACAAGAAGAUGGUCCAGGAGCCGGACUUCGGCUCGGGGAGCAAUGAUCGGAGGGGCUGACCAUAGUCCCUCCGAUGCGUCGCCGUUCUCUUCGACACAUCAUCUCCUCGUCCUUCCGUAUCCUGGGUCUGGUCGGUUUUGUUUGGCUUGAGCGUUUGGUUGGCUGGCGGGACUGGUAUGCGGG